Messenger RNA from Gastrolobium bilobum, 1333 nucleotides. RefSeq lists its product as uncharacterized. The record is from RefSeq and is a predicted model, not a curated record. The coding region runs from base 135 to 896 and encodes 253 amino acids. The transcript has 4 exons. NCBI's taxonomy places the organism in Eukaryota, Viridiplantae, Streptophyta, Magnoliopsida, Fabales, Fabaceae.
CGUCAUACUAUAUGAAUAGUUGGCACCGUACGACCUCUGCGGAACCUAUUUCUUGUUGAAUUGCAAAUUUGCAAUCCUUGUCCAAAAGGGUAUUUGAUUUUGGUUUCAAGUUUUCAUCUUUCAACUUCACAAAAAUGUCUCUUCCCUAUCCCUCUUACCUCGUUUCUGCUACUUCUUACGCUCAUUUCCCACCUUUAACCCUCAACAACAACAACAACAACAACAACUCCAUCACAAUCCAACCUCCCUUUCUCGGAUUCAAGGGUACAUCAUGUUUUGCUGAGAAACACUGUUGCUAUUUAAGUGUUAAACCAUUUUGUGCAUCUCAGAAGACAAGGCCCAAUAUCUUCUGUUCCAUGAAUAUGUCUGCACAGCAAUCAGAUGAUAAUGGGAAAAUUAAACUUGACAAAUAUAUAGACAAAGCAAGAAAGCUUUGGGACAGUUCUCCUCAGCCAGUGAAGAAUUUCCCGUGGCAACAAGCAUUGGACAACUUCAUUCAACUUACUCUUGAUCUUAUUUUGGCUGUUGUCAAAUACCUAUAUGUACCUGUAUUUGCAGUUACCUCCAUCAGUGAGUUAUCCUACUGUGCGCGUGAGAAGAAGCUAGUUCUUGUUCCUCUUCCGGUCCUCUUUGGAUUUGCCGUUGCUGGGAUCCUUAAAGAGACUGCCUUGGAGUUAUCUCCACGUUUAAAGGAUGCAGAAGUUCCAUGGCAUUUAAUUGCCCUUGCAAUUUUCUUCACAUUGAUCAAAUUGCCGGGUCCAUAUUACCCUUAUUGGGGACGUAUAAUAAUUCCUCACUUUACAAAUGGGGUUCUGUUGAGGACUCUAUGGUUUGCAAUAUUGUGGUAUAGAAGACCUAAGCCAUUGAAGGUGUCAGAUUCUAUAGAUGAUAGUUAGUCAACCCACUGAGCUAUGAUGCCAGCCUGCAAAGUCAAUUUCUAUAGGGACUUUUGUUUUUACUAGUGAAGACCUGAGUGAAGAAUUAAGCAAUCCAUUGAGAUUUGAAUCAAAACUAAACUCAACUUUGUUGGGAAAAGUUGUGGAGUGCUAUGCUUGGUUACUAAGGUGUUGUCUUAGGGCAGGUGAAUAGGUGGUUAGGUAUUACAAGCAUUUAGACAACUGUAUGGAGAAAUAGAUUUCAAUGGUGACCCAUCUUUUUGUGCAAGAAAUUUUUUUUUCGUGUUUUAUCAUUUUUCUCAAGCCCAUUGUGGAGAAAGGGCGAGUGUAAUUUUUUUCUUUUCAAUGUGACAUGUUCACAUUGGAGCAUGUACACAAUUUUGGACCUAUGUGAAUACUUAGGGAAUCAUGUUUAAACUUCCCCUUAGUAAGAUCAU